Molecule: messenger RNA, 6589 nt
Organism: Rana temporaria (common frog)
Lineage: Eukaryota; Metazoa; Chordata; Amphibia; Anura; Ranidae
Gene: ZMYM4
Product: zinc finger MYM-type containing 4
Exons: 27
Coding region: 150-4619 (1489 amino acids)
Molecular function (GO): zinc ion binding
Source: RefSeq, a predicted model, not a curated record
CUCCCGCUUUACGGAUUGAACUAAUUCACACAAUGGAAUGGGGAGUUUUCCCCUGCAGUUGUAAUGAAGUUUUCUCGGUAGUGUCUUACCCACGAAGUGCCGCUAAAUCUUCUGCGUUGUUUAGGUGGACAAAAUAGACGGGCAGAAAUAUGGAUGGCAAUUUUAAUAACGGCUUGAAACCUGAGACCAUAGAAAGCACAAAUAGUCAACAGGCUCCAAGAGUACCAGACGAAUCGCUACUAGAUGAAAACUAUUUUCUGAACUCGGAGGUGCUAACAAAAGUUCCAUUUCCUGAUGCUGAUGAAGAGCAAAAUAACUUGUUGAAGGGAUACAGUUCUCCUGGUUUAUACUCCCAAGGGAGUAUGGAAGAAGGGAGAAUUCCUAUUGAACAAAGGGAAAUACAUAUCAGCAACUUACAGAGACUUACAGAAUUCAUUCCUCAGUUAAAUAAGCAGUCCAUGCUACAAUCAAUCAAAACGGACUUCAAAUUGUCUAGAGACAGAGACACUGAGGACGCAUUCUCAUCUAAGGAAACGGGCCGCGAACAUAUAUUCCAGGACACGCUUUCCAGAGAACCAGAGUCCAGAUUAAGAGGAAGUUUUAACACUAAGCAAGGUCAAAUGGAGGAGUCUUCCCGAACACAACUGGCAGCACAAGCCCCAGAUAGUAAUUUUAGGGAAUCUAGUUACAGCUAUAGCAGCAAAUCUCCAAUGGGUGAAAAUCAUGGAAACUCGUAUACAUCAGGUGUAAGGAUAAAGGAGGAACCUAUGGAUGAAGAUUAUGAACGGGCCCUGGCACCUGCUUCCACCGUUGUAGAGAAAGUCAAAGAGGAGCCUGAUAACUCAGAGGAAUAUUCCCAGCAGCCGAAAGUUUCUGAUGGGGAACUGAAGAUCAGUGCCGUGUUUUCAGUCAGUGGCAGCCCCCUAGCCCCUCAGCUCUCGAGUGGAAUACAGACUCCACUAAGUUCUCCAGGUUUGAAUAAGUCUCUUCCUGCAGUUCCGGCUGUUCCUGCCGUUCCAGCUGUUCCUGCAGUUCCGGCUGUUCCAGCAGUCCCUGCUGUUCCUGCAGUCCCCACAACCGCUGUCAGGGUUUCCUGUUCAGGCUGCAAAAAGAUUCUUCAAAAAGGACAGACAGCAUACCAACGUAAGGGGUCUACACAGCUUUUCUGUUCCACCCUUUGCCUUACUGGCUACAAUGUACCCCCCGCCCGCCCACCCAUGCCUGCUACCACCAGGAAAACAUGUUCCAGCUGCUCAAAAAUAAUUGCUAAUCCCAAGGAUGUCAUCACAGCUCAGUUUGAUGAGCCUGGUGGCAGUAAGGACUUUUGCAGCCAAUCCUGCCUCUCUACUUUUGAGAUCAAGAGGAAAGCUUCUGUCACCAUCCAUACCAAUAGCAUUUCCACAAAGUGCAGUGUUUGUCUAAAAAAUGCUGUUAUUCGGCAUGAGGUAAAUUACCAAAAUGUGGUGCAUAAGCUCUGCAGUGACGCUUGCUUUUCUAAAUUUCGCUCUGCCAAUAACCUUACGAUGAACUGUUGUGAGAACUGUGGAGGAUACUGUUACAGCGGUUCUGGCCAGUGCCAUUUGCUGAACAUUGAUGGUCAGUGCAAGAAAUUCUGCAGUUCAACUUGCGUUACUGCUUUCAAACAGAAAUCUGCUAAAAUCACUCCAUGUGCUCUGUGCAAAACCUUACGUUCCUCGGCAGAAAUGAUUGAGAACACCAACAGCAUGGGUCGCACUGAGCUGUACUGUUCUGUUAACUGUUUGUCCGCCUACAGGGUCCAAAGCGUGACUUCAUCAGGUGUACAAAUUCAGUGUAAUAGCUGCAAAACUAUGGCCAUACCACAGUAUCAUUUGGCAAUGUCUGAUGGGAGCAUUCGAAAUUUCUGCAGUUAUAACUGUGUAGUUUCAUUUCAAAACCUCUUUAGCAAAUCCCCUGGGGUUAAUUCUUCAGUGGUCCCUCUUACCCAAGGCCAAGUGAUCAUGAACGCCAAUGCAAGUACAGUGACACAAGCUGGAAGCAGUACACAAUCUGUGGUGUCUGCCACGUCAACCACCUCUACUUCAACAGUUAGCAGCAGCAGCAGCAGCAAUUCGGCUGCUGCUGGACUUCAGAGGUUAGCUGCACAGUCACAGACACAGACACAACAGCAGAACAACCUUUCUCGCCUUUCAGUGAAGUUAAGGUGUCAGCAUUGCAGUCGACUGUUUGCCACCAAGCCAGAACUCUUGGACUAUAAGGGUAAAAUGUAUCAGUUUUGCGGUAAAGCCUGCUGUGAUGAAUACAAAAAAAUUAACAUGAUUACGGCAAUAUGUGAAUACUGCAAAAUAGAGAAGACUAUUAAGGAAUUGGUGCGCUUCUCAGGAGUUGAAAAGGUUUUCUGCAGUGAAGGUUGCAAGCUACUGUACAAACAUGACCUUUCUAAAAAGUGGGGAAGUUACUGUAAGAUGUGCAGUUACUGCUGCCAAACCUCUCCAAAGUUGGUGCGGAAUCAUUUUGGAGGGAAGUUGGAAGAGUUCUGUGGAGAGGAAUGCAUGUCAAAAUUCACAGUGCUGUUUUAUCAGAUGGGUAAAUGUGAAAGUUGCAAGCGACAAGGCAAGCUGAACGAAUCGCUGAAGUGGAGAGGGGAGAUGAAGCACUUUUGUAACCUAAUGUGUUUAGUGGUGUUCUGCAGUCAGCCGAGCACAGGAGAAGCAUCUCCAGUCAACAAUACAGCAUCCAAUGCCCCUAUGAUUCAACCAGUUCCAGCUUCCCCAGGCUCCUCUGGGGCUAAAGAUUCCACUCCAGUCAUUGCCAAUGUGGUGUCACUCGCAAGUGCCCCUGCUGCGCAGCCUACUGCAACCUCUACCAAUGUCCUACAAGGUGCUGUUCCAACUGUAAUGGCUAAAAUAAUUGGAGAUGCAAGUACCCAAACAGAUGCCCUUAAGCUUCCUCCUUCACAGCCCCCUAGAAUCCUCAAGAACAAAGCUCUACUGUGCAAGCCAUUGUCCCAGACCAAGGCCACCUCUUGUAAACCUCACACACAACACAAGGAGUGUCAAACAGAGGAUGAUGGAAAACCACAGAUUUUGGUGCUUCCUGUUCCUGUGCCAGUGUUUAUUCCUGUUCCCAUGCACCUGUACACCCAGUUUGCCCCAGUCCCGCUUAGUUUUCCACUACCCGUUCCAGUCCCAGUGCUGAUCCCCACAACUCUGGACAAUGCUGAUAAAAUUAUAGAUGCAAUUGAAGACCUCAAAGAAAAAGUUCCAUCAGAUCCCUUUGAGGCAGACAUUCUCCAGAUGGCAGAAAUGAUUGCUGAAGAUGAAGAAAAAGAGAAAACAUCACACGGAGACCAGGGCAGUACAUACAGUGGAGACUUGGAAUCUGAAGCAGUGUCUACACCACACAGCUGGGAGGAUGAAUUAAACCACUAUACUUUGAGGUCAAACAACUUGCAAGAAACUGAUGCAGACCUUCAGCAGCUGUCCAGAGUGGGAAUCGAGCAGGACUUGGAGACAGACUUCCCAACAGAAUCAUUUGACCCACUAAAAGGUUCCAGUGGAUUUGGUCGGUCCAGAGGCAGACGAAAACACAGAGAUGGAUUUCCCCAACCUAAAAAACGGGGUCGCAAAAAGUCAGUAGUAGCUGUGGAACCACGAAACCUUAUUCAGGGUUCAUAUCCUGGAUGUUCGGUUUUAGGUUCCACAUUAAAAUAUAUGUAUGGGGUAAAUGCUUGGAGGAAUUGGGUACGGUGGAAAAACUCUCAAGAGGAGCCAGAAGACAUCAAGUUUGGAGUGCGACCUGUAAAGUUAAAAGAAGAUAUUCUAUCAUGCACCUUUGCUGAACUAAGUUAUGGUUUGUGCCAGUUUAUUCAGGAGGUACAACGGCCAAAUGGAGAAAAAUACAAUGCAGACAGCAUCCUAUAUCUGUGCCUUGGAAUUCAGCAGUAUCUUUUUGAAAACGGGAGGAUAGAUAAUAUCUUUAUGGAACCCUACUCCAGGUUCAUGGUGGAACUUACAAAGCUGUUGAAGAAUUGGCACCCACCUGUCUUACCUAAUGGUUAUUUGUUUUCAAGGAUCGAAGAAGAACAUUUGUGGGAGUGUAAGCAGCUUGGUGCCUACUCGCCUAUAAUCCUUCUCAACACCCUUUUAUUCUUCACCACCAAAUUCUUCCAGUUAAAGACUGUGACAGAACACCAUCAACUCUCCUUUGCCUAUGUCAUGAGACGUACAAAAACGCUGAAAUACAACACAAAAACCACCUACCUGCGCUUUAUGCCUCCUUUUCCAAAGCAGGAGUCAGAACAUGAAAAAGUAACAGGUGGCAAGCGAAAAAGGUUAGAGGAAGAGGAUGGUCAGUUUGUGAUGGAGAUGGCUGAGAACACAGACAAUCCACUCAGGUGUCCUGUCAGGCUAUAUGAAUUUUACUUAUCCAAAUGUUCUGAAAGUGUAAAGCAGCGGAGUGAUGUCUUUUACCUUCAGCCAGAGCGCUCCUGUGUACCUAAUAGCCCUAUGUGGUUCUCCACCAUGCCCAUUGACCUGGGCACAUUGGACAGCAUGCUGACUCGCAUCCUUAUGGUUCGAGAAAUUCAUGAAGAGCUGACCAAAGCGAAAGAGGACUCAGAGGGGGAACUAUCUGAUUAAAGUUUCUUCAGAUCCUCCCAUCUUUCCAACUUCCAAAGCCCUAAGUACUAUAUGUUCUACAUAAAGCUGGGCUGGGCAAGCACUAAACUGUGAACUUUCUCACCUGGAACUGAUACACUGCCCUUUUUGCCCAUGAGUCCAUCCCUGUUUAUAUGUAAGCAUUUCCCUGCGGAUUCUAAACAGGAUAUGGACAUAACAGCCCUAUAUCUUUGUGGCCGGCACAGAGAUGAGCAAUGGACUCUAAAUUGUACACCUAACUUUAGGUGUUAAACCCCAAAGUAGGAACUGUAAUUUGUAACUGGAGCAUAGGGAUGAUUGCUUUUAACUCUCUACUGCAGAAAUAUAGUAGGAGCAGCUGAAAGAGUUAAGACAAGAGUCUCUUCACACUAGUGUUGUGUAACACUGUAAAGGGUGCAUAAAGGUACCACCCAUUUUACUUUAUUCAUUGACAGUUUGAAAAUAUAUGUAAACUCUGUAGCAAGCCAUUUUGACUUUCCAAGGAGUUUUGGCAUCCUUCCAAUUAAACAAUCCACUUAACAUUUACCCAGUAAUUGUGGGGGUCACAUUAUACUUCAGAUUUGGCGUUUUCUCUGUCUACGUAAUUACAUUGCUAUUCUAAACUGGAAACCAGUAGUCCUGCAACCAGUAGAAAAUGGUUCUUAGACCAAUUGGACCAGAUCUACCACUUGUAGUGUGGAAUUGGCACAACCAAUAUAUCUCUUGUGCUUAAAAAGGAGUGGUGAUGUUUACGCUAGGGAAACCAUUAAAUAAGGCUGAUAAGUCUAUGGCAAAACAAUAUGAAACUGCACGCACCUCUGGUUGAUAAAAAUAUUUAUGUCACGUAAUCACAAGAAGGCAGAUAUUAAAUCAUUUAGGAUUUACUUUUAUACGUCUCGGCCCCCAGAAUUCCCACUGUGAAAAAGGCCGUAAACAUGAAUUAUGAACAUUUUGAAAACGAAUGCAGGCUGAAAUCUGUCAGCUUUGCAUUUUGUUAGGAAAAUAAUAUGCUUACAUACACUAUUUAAUUAUUUACCCCCACAGAGCCGUAAAAACUGAAUGGUUUGCAGGUUUUGAGAAUAUAUAUUAAAAAAAAAAAAAAUACAAGUUGCCUAUUUUCACUACAAGUUUUUUUUUUUUUUUUUUUUAAAUAUCUCCAAAGUUUUCCUUCUAAGAAGUUUUUUUUUUUUUUUUGCCCUGCUAUUUACAGAUGCAUACAGUAAAUAGAAUAAACCAAACACGUUUGUCUCAUUUUUGUAUUUUUUUUUUUUUUUUUAGUUUAUAUAAGGCAGGUGUUGCUUAGAAAGGAAACCUUGAAGCUACUUUAUAACAUAGUUUUGAUGCACCGUAAAAGAGAAACAUCAAAGAAUUUUAAAAGUAUAUUGCUCUUGGUUUCAAACAUGACAAGAAAAUUAUGUUCUACAAGACCCCUUGAAUAUUUGAUUGUUACACAGUUUUAAUUACCCAUGCAUCUUUCCUUCCAAGGGCAUUAAACACAAGGCCAUUUUUUCAGAAACUUUCAAUUGUAUUAACCCUCUUACUCUUUGAAACAGAGAAACCUAAAAAAUAGCUUGGAUUUUUUUUAUUGUAGAAAUAAGAAAAGAGGGGUACAUUUCCAGAGGAAUUUUUAGCAUUUGUAAAUCAUAGAAGAUCUGCUGGAGACUCUUGCAGAACAUGCACUCUCAAAAGAAGGAUUUUGGCGUUCAGAGAGAAGCAAAUUAUUCUGUAUGUCACUGAUUAUUCAUUACUCUCUUUUCUAUCAGAGGGGACCUCAACAUGUUUCAUUGUGUUAUGUUGCUAUCCCCUUGUAUUUUAAAGAGUUGUAACGAUUCUCAUUUUUCACGUCUUUAAAUUGUUUUUUUGUUUUAUUUUUUUUGUUUUAGCAGUUAAAGAGUUUAAUAUUAAAGACAAAGUAGUCACAUUUUGUGUCUUUUACCCUGCUUGUACAAUAAAUAACUGAUUUGUGUUUUUUA